AUGCGUUUAUAUUUGGCAGGAAAUUGUGGAGGACGGAAAAGCCGAACUGGAGAGCGUUAUUUUGAGGAAUUCCAAACCCAUUUUUGGAAAAAACCCGUAUCUCAAUUUGAUCGAAGACGGCAAGAAAUUAGACGAAGUUGUUCCCCACCACCAUCUUAUGAGGAAACAAUAUCGUCACUAAGUCGAGAGUCAUCAUUCUCUAGUCGAAGAAGCCAAUCCACUUCUCCUGUAAGGUCAUCUUUUUGUGAAGAAGAUAAUAAUGGGCGUUCCGUUGUUCUUUGGG
Molecule: messenger RNA, 283 nt
Organism: Racocetra persica
Lineage: Eukaryota; Fungi; Glomeromycota; Glomeromycetes; Diversisporales; Gigasporaceae
Source: the annotation of a GenBank genome assembly